Messenger RNA from Drosophila grimshawi, 1369 nucleotides. It is a transcript of the gene eve, whose product is annotated as segmentation protein even-skipped. The record is from RefSeq and is a predicted model, not a curated record. The coding region runs from base 94 to 1185 and encodes 363 amino acids. Gene Ontology annotation, cellular component: nucleus. Gene Ontology annotation, biological process: regulation of transcription by RNA polymerase II. Lineage: Eukaryota; Metazoa; Arthropoda; Insecta; Diptera; Drosophilidae. Gene Ontology annotation, molecular function: RNA polymerase II cis-regulatory region sequence-specific DNA binding; DNA-binding transcription factor activity, RNA polymerase II-specific. The transcript has 2 exons.
CAGAGUCAACAUCGUUUCCAUCGAGAGUUCCGUUUCGAAUCCGUUUCGAGUCCAGUCGAGAGAAGUUAUUUAAAGGGAAAGCAGCUGAUCAAAAUGCACGGAUACCGCACAUACAACAUGGAGAGCCAUCAUCAUGAUAGCAGCAGCGCCGUUGACCAGAAGCCGCUGGUCGUCGAUCUGAUAUCAACACAGUAUGGCAAACCACAAACGCCGCCACCAUCACCAAAUGAAUGCCUGUCCAGUCCAGACAACUCACUGAAUGGCAGUCGCAAUUCGGAGAUACCCGCUGAUCCGUCGGUUCGUCGCUAUCGAACUGCCUUCACACGCGAUCAGCUGGGCCGUCUCGAGAAGGAGUUCUACAAGGAGAACUAUGUGUCGCGUCCUCGCCGUUGCGAGCUCGCCGCCCAACUCAAUCUGCCCGAAUCAACGAUUAAGGUCUGGUUCCAGAACCGCCGCAUGAAGGAUAAACGCCAGCGCAUCGCCGUCGCCUGGCCAUAUGCCGCCGUCUACUCGGAUCCCGCUUUCGCUGCUUCCAUUCUGCAAGCGGCUGCCAAUAGCGUGGGCAUGCCGUAUCCACCCUAUGCACCAGCUGCUGCUGCCGCCGCCGCCGCUGCUGCCGCUGCGAAUCCGAUGCUGGCCACUGGCAUGCCCACAAUGCCGGUGCCCGGCCAUUCACCCUAUGCCCAGUAUCGCUAUGCGCCCUAUCAUAUUCCUGCACGCCCAGCGCCACCUGCUCCGCACAUGCAUCCACACUCGCAUUCGAUGUCGCAUCCGCACUCCCAUUCGCACUCGAUGCAGGGCGCUGCUCCCAUGGGCUAUCCGGCGGCAAUGUUGGGCGCCGCCGCUGCUGCUGCCGCCAUGCCGCCCAGCUACGCCGGUCAGCUGCAGGUGCCAAAGACGCAAACACCUCCGCUGGAUCUGCAAUCGUCAUCGUCGCCGCACUCCUCGACACUCUCGCUGAGUCCCGUCGGCUCUGAUCACACCAAGGUCUUCGAUCGCAGUCUUAGUCCGCUGCGCUCCGCGCCCGCCGGCAACACCACCAGCUGCCCACUGCCCGCUCCUGGGCUGCUGAUGGCCAGCAGUGGCAAGCGACCAGCGUCGGAUAUGUCGCCGCCACCAUCGGGGACGACAGUCAUUGCGGAGCCAAGACCGAAGCUGUUCAAGCCCUACAAGACUGAGGCGUAGGCGUAGCCGCGCCAAUCUCAUAAUCCUUUCAACCCCCUUCCCGUUCCCCAUUCCCCAUACCCCUGCCAGCUCCAUCCAUUGUACAAAUUAGCAUUAAUUGUUGUGUUGUUUUCCGCCCAGCCCCCCUCGUCUACUCUUUCUCAGUGUGUAGAAUCGCAUAAAGUCAAAUUAAUUUAUCAGUUGU